GAUUACAGACAUAUUAUAGACACUCCAAUGGACUUUGGUACAGUGAAAGAAACUCUGGAAGCUGGAAAUUAUGACACUCCAAUGGAACUGUGCAAAGAUAUAAGACUGAUAUUUAGUAAUGCAAAAUCUUAUACUCCAAACAAAAAGUCAAAGAUUUAUAGCAUGACCUUGAGAUUGUCAGCACUAUUUGAAGAGAAAAUAAGAAGAAUUGUUUCAGAUUACAGAAAUGCUCAGAAACAGAAUGAAAAACUACGAAGAAACCAGAGGUAUACCAGAAGAUUUAAUAAUCCAAGCUCAGUGCAGCAUCCUACCAAAAUGCUCAGAAAUUUGAAGCAGAAACCAUUAAAGUCUCAGGCAAAAACUGAAUCUGAGCAGGAAGAUUCUUCUACUCAACCUACCUCAAGCAGAGCCAUCUGUGUUGCAAGCCAUAAAAUGAAUACUAGCAAUUACAACCAUACUUCCUCUGGUGAAUCCUCUGGUUCAGCAUGCCUGGCAUCUUUUGAAAGGAAUGGAAAAGCUAGAUCCACAACACAAACAAAUUGUUCCGCAUUAUCAUCAGAAAGUGAAAUAGAGGGUUCUUUGGUUUCUUCAUCUACUUCAUCUUCAUCCUCUGCAAGUAGCUCAGAAGACAGCAAAGAAAGCUCUGCGGCUCUUGUGUCACCUCUGCUACACAAUGGUGUAUGUAGAAGAAAGAACAGCAAUUGUAGGAUAACUAGAAAUCGAGCUGCUCAAAGAAAACAAAUAGGAACACUUCUUCAGGAGAAUGGAAAUACAAGAAAAGCUGUCCGGAAAAAGUUAUAUGGAAGUGACUCUGAAAAUACUUCAGCAGUGACAUCUGAGUCACUCAGUAAUAGUAUUGGUAGACAUAGAAAAACUCCCCGCAGAAGUGCUGCUGUGGCUGCUAAUAAAUUAAGAUUAAUGAGUGAUGUGGAGGAAGAGGUUUCAAGCUCAGAAAGUAUUGGCAUUGGAUGCAGGAAUAGAAAACUGCCUCACCGAAAUGCCUCAGCCGCAGCCAGGCGAAUGUUACUGGAGGGGUCUGAGGAUGAUGCAGCCUUGAAGUCUGAAACUGAAAAAGAAACAGAAGAGCAGCUUACCAAGAAGAAAAUUAUUUCUCAACCUGGUUCGUCUCUUGUACGAAGAAAAUUUGUUAGUGAAUCUGAAAAUGAAACUUCAGAUUCUGAAGCAGACACACAGAUGAAGCAGAAAAACUGGCAAAGCAAUGGUCAUAAAGAGUUAUGUGGGACAGUCCAUUCUGUAUUUCCCAAAAUGAAAAGUCCCACCCUGGACUUCUCAGAGGAGGACUCUAAAAGCCAUAAUUCAGAGGAUGAGAGCAGUCAGAAAGUUUCUGACCAGUCAACAUCUGCACGUAAUAAGCCUGCAGUGAGCAACUCUGAGGAUGAAGUGGAUUCUGAAUCAGGUAGAUGGAAUGGCAGAAAAGCAACUGGUCUGCAGCUUGCUGCUCCUUUAAAAAAAGCAAGAGUCUUGAGUGAUUUAGAGGACACAGCAGAAUCUGAAACAGAAGGCAGGGAUGAUGGGAGAUGUUCUGUCUUGAAGAGCUUGGUGCCAGCUAGAAUUACAGGGAGUUCAAAAUCUGGACCUGGUGCCAGCUUCAAUCUCUCUUCUGAUACAGAAUCUGAGACAAAUUACAGUAAGAGCAAUUAUUGUGAAACUUCUUCAAAAACAAAGAGGAGGAGGAGAAAGGGAAAAACAAAGAUCAUUAGAAAAGAAUCAACAUCUGAGGAGACUGGACAAAGUGGAAAAGUGCUCAGGAGCAGGACAUGCAUCAUUAACUAUAAGAAACACAUAAAGCUGUCUAAUGUGACUGAGAAGAAAAAUCCACGCAGAUGUGCCACUUUGGCAGCAAAUAAGAUUAAGAUAAUGAGUGAUACAAAGGAAGAAUUGUCAAGCUCAGACAGUGUUUACACAGUAAAAAAGAACAGAAAGCAGCUUCAUGGCAAUGUGUCUACAGCAUCCAGGAAGAAAAUGAUCGGCAGCUCAGAGAUAGAUUCUUGCUUAAAGUCUGAAAAUGAGAAAGAACAGCCUUCUGGCAGAAAAAAACUUUCCUGCCCUCAGUCGUCUGCUCCUAAAAGAAAAUAUGUUAGUGAGUCUGAGACUGAAAAUACAGAAUCUGAUGCAGAGGUAAAGGUGACUCAAAAGCAGAAUGAUGAUAACCACAAGCAGGCACACAAAAGGGUCUGUGCUGUGGAUCUUAAAAAUCUCAAAUAUGACUAUUCAGAGGAGAAUUCCGCAAACCACAAGAUGGAAAAUGGGAGAAACUGGGGAAGUUCUAGUCAGUCAGCUUCUGCCCACAACCAUCGUACAAGCAGCUCUGAAGAGGAGGUAGAUUCUGAUUGUGCUAAACACAAAACUAAAAAUAUCAGAGAAGUAUCAAAUAAAAAACCUAGAGCUUCUUUCAAAAGAUCAAAAUUAUCGGAUGACUUCAAAGAAACAGCAGAAUCUGAAACAGGGGGGAAGAAAGAUGAAAAAAGCUCAGUAUCAGAGAAUGUGGAAGCACCUGGGACUGCAGGAAUUUCAAAAGCCAGUUUCAAUUGUGUUUCUGAUUCAGACUGUGAAUCUGAUAACAGUAUCUAUAGUAAUGCCACAGAAACAAGAAAGAGGAAGAGGAAAUUGGAAGUCGUUAGAAAAGAAAUUACCAAUUGCAACUCACCUAAGCCUUCCCGAAGACCCCAGCAAAGGAAACGUCGGAAACUUAACCAAGAAAACGACUCUGAAGAUUUGUAUUACACCAAAUAUAGAAGAGCUAAUCGGCGUUCUAAGAUAAGAACCCGGAACGGCGGUAGACGGACUGUGAGAUACGACGAUUGUGACGAUGACGAUGAUGACAGAGGUUUAGAUUAUAUAAAUCACAAAACGUAA
Molecule: messenger RNA, 2877 nt
Organism: Pterocles gutturalis (yellow-throated sandgrouse)
Lineage: Eukaryota; Metazoa; Chordata; Aves; Pterocliformes; Pteroclidae
Product: bromodomain and WD repeat-containing protein 1-like
Exons: 6
Molecular function (GO): protein binding
Source: RefSeq, a predicted model, not a curated record